Messenger RNA from Mya arenaria, 2619 nucleotides. RefSeq lists its product as uncharacterized. Gene Ontology annotation, biological process: DNA integration. The coding region runs from base 1 to 2619 and encodes 872 amino acids. Lineage: Eukaryota; Metazoa; Mollusca; Bivalvia; Myida; Myidae. The record is from RefSeq and is a predicted model, not a curated record. Gene Ontology annotation, molecular function: nucleic acid binding. The transcript has a single exon.
AUGGUGUCAGAAGUGGGAUUACAAGAAAAAGUCAAGGAUGAGUUACUCCGCAUGGAGGCAUUAGGUGUCAUCGAAAAGGUCAAUGAACCCACUGACUGGGUUAGUUCAAUGGUCGUUGCCGAAAAAGCCAAUGGCAAAAUUCGUAUAUGUCUGGAUCCGCGUGACUUGAAUAAGGCCAUUCAACGUCCACAUUACCCUUUAAGAACUCUGGAUGAUAUAUUGCCUCAGCUUUCAGGCGCAAAGUACUUCACAAAGCUUGAUGCUAGGAGUGGUUAUUGGGCAUUGAAACUUGAGAGAGAGUCAUCGUUCCUUACAUGUUUUAACACCUUAUAUGGAAGGUACCGAUAUGUCCGAGUUCCCUUUGGUCUGAAGUCAAGCGGUGAUCUUUUUGUGCAAAAGAUUGAUGCUUGUCUUGAAGGUCUAUGUGGCGUAGCUGUCAUCGUGGAUGACAUACUAGUGUAUGGGUCAUCUAGAGAGGAACAUGACUCCAAUCUUAGAGCAGUCCUAAAGAGGUCUCAUGAUGAAGGAAUUCGUUUUAAUGAAACCAAACUCGAGGUCGGGGUAUCAGAAGUAGACUACUUUGGUCACCUUCUCACAUCAGAAGGUUUGAAAAAAUCAACCUCAAAGACAGAGGCUAUACAGAAAAUGAAGCCACCCAAAAAUAAAUCAGAACUUGAAACCAUAUUAGGUAUGGUAAACUAUCUGUCUAGAUUUGCCCCAAACUUGGCAGAUGUAACAGCCCCUCUGAGACAGUUACUGUCUAAAGAAGUUGAAUUCUGUUGGGAAACUGCACAAAGUGAUGCAUUUGACAAAAUGAAACAAAUCAUCACAGACCCGAAUCAGGUUUUAUCCUAUUAUGACAAAAGCAAGCCAUUAACAUUGCAAGUUGAUGCCUCCAAGUUUGGUCUCGGAGCAACAAUAAUGCAAGACGGGAAGCCACUUGCAUAUGCAUCAAAAUCACUCACACAAACUGAGGUCAAUUACGCACAAAUUGAGAAGGAAAUGUUUGCUAUUUUGUUCGGCUGCAAGCGGUUCCACCAUUUUGUUUAUGGUCACAAAGUCAACGUGCAAACUGAUCAUUUGCCGUUAGUUUCUAUUUUCAAAAAAUCAAUAAACACAGCUCCUGCACGAUUGCAGCGUACGCUACUACAGCUACAGAAAUAUGAUCUUGACAUCAAACAUUAUCCAUCCAAACAAGUACCAGUUGCAGACACACUGAGCAGGAACUUUCUAAAUGAAACGUUCCCUGAAUUGUCACAAGGCAUGGACAUGCAGGUACACAUGGUUAUGUCUCAUUUACCUGUAUCUGACAGAAAAUUGAAUGAAUUGAAGGACAAAACAAGUCAAGAUGAGACUUUAGUAUUGUUGAAACAGACUGUACUUCAAGGUUGGCCAACCUCUAGAAAAAUGUGUCCGUCCCAGAUAUUGCCCUUCUGGAAUUUCCGUGAUGAGUUAACUUCUAUUGAUGGGUUAGUCAUGAAAGGAAAUAAAAUAAUCAUCCCCAAAUCAAUGCAGUCUCAGAUGCUUGAACUCAUUCACACAGGUCACAUGGGAGUUGAGAAAUGUCUCAGAAGGGCCCGGGAUGUUAUGUUUUGGCCAGGAAUAUCGGCUGAUAUUACCAAUCUCGUGUUAAAAUGCAACACCUGUUUAAAACACAGAAACUCAAACCCAAAAGAGCCAUUAAUUCCCCUUGAGAUUCCUGAUUAUCCAUGGCAAAUUAUAGGCACUGAUCUAUUCACCUGGGAAAACAGGAACUAUCUUCUGAUAGUGGAUUACUAUAGCAGGUAUUUUGAGGUCAAGGAAUUGCCCAAUAUGAAAAGCACCACGGUCAUAAACAGAAUGAAAGGCAUAAUGGCCAGAUGGGGAAUUAGUGAGAAGGUUAUAUCUGAUGGUGGUCCCUGUUAUAUCUCUCAGGAGUUCGCUGAUUUUGCAAAAGAAUGGGAUUUCAAUCACCAGACAAUUAGUCCCUACCACAGUCAAUCAAACGGUCUAGCUGAGAAAUAUGUGUCAGUUUGUAAGAAACUCCUUACAAAGGCUAAAGACGCUGGGCGUGAUCCUUUUAUUGGCAUAUUAGAAUACCGGACCACCCCUCUUGAGUCAGGGUAUUCCCCUGCGCAGUUAAACAUGGGCAGACAAUUGCGCUCUAUCCUCCCAACAUCUAAGGAAAAUCUGAUGCCCAAGGUGAUAUCUCCUAAUUUAGUCAGGCAGGGUAUUCAAGAUAGCAAACAGAAGGGGAAGAAAUAUUAUGACAGACAAGCAAGGUCACUAGAACCCUUAACAUAUGGAGAAAAUACAAUGAUCCAACAAUUAAAUAAAACUUGGAGACCAGCCACUGUAGUUGACAAGUUAAAUGAAAGAUCAUACACUGUUCAGUGCCCAGAUGGGUCUAUGUAUACACGAAAUAGGCGGGAUCUAUUAAAGACCAAUGAGCCCUGCCAUGGUCAAUUUGCAGAGCCAGAAAUACAGGAAAUGCCUUUAGGUCAAACACCUACCCAGUCUGACAUCAAAGAUUCGGAAAGCCCUCUAAUUGGCAGUACUUCCUCUCCAUGUAUCAAUCACAAUCUGUACGUGACCAGGUCAGGAAGGGCCGUAAAACCAAAAGUAAUUGAAUCCAUGUGA